AUGACGAAGCGGCCGAACUUUCUCAUAAUCGUCGCCGAUGAUCUCGGUUUCUCUGAUCUUGGCUGCUAUGGCUCAGAGAUCAACACUCCCAACCUCGACAAGCUGGCGCAGGGUGGCGUUCGAAUGACCAACUUCCAUACUGCGGCUGCCUGCUCACCAACGCGAUCCAUGCUUUUUUCUGGUACUGACAACCAUAUCGCCGGUCUUGGAGAAAUGGUAGAGUAUAUGAUGUCGUUCAAAGAGUACUUCAAGGACAAGCCAGGGUAUGAAGGAUACCUCAACUGGAGAGUGGCUGCUCUCCCAGAGGUACUUCAGGAUGGUGGUUAUCACACAAUAUUUUCUGGUAAAUGGCACCUCGGCCUGACCAAGGAGUUCUCCCCCUCCUCGCGAGGGUUUAGCAGAGAUUUCUCGUUUCUCCCCGGCGCUGGCAACCACUUUGGCUAUGAGCCUCAGCUUCAAGACGACGUCUAUUUCCCCGCCCUCUCGAGCAAAGGACACUGGAUGGAGGAUGGAGCAUUUUUCGACCAUGAGGAUCUUCCGAAGGACUUCUACUCAACAACCACCUUUACGGAUAAGAUGCUUGACAAGUUCAGGUUCAGGACGGAAGAGGAGAAACAGAAGCCAUUUUUCGCAACCUUGGCUUUCACGGCGCCACACUGGCCACUCCAGGCGCCUAAGCAUAUUGUGGACAAGUACCACGGCAAAUACGACCAAGGUCCAGAUCACCUAGCCGCUUCCCGCCUACGCCGUCUUAUCGAACUCGGUCUUGUGAGCCAGACUGCCCAAAUACCAGACCCCGUAGGCGUACAGGGUUACGAAUGGAGCUCCAUGACAGCAGAAGCCAAAGCUAGAUCAGCCCGGGCAAUGGAGGUGUAUGCUGCCAUGGUGGAGAUGGUUGACGAUGACGUAGGGCGGGUGUUGGGACAUCUGAAGGAAACCGGCGAACUAGACAACACGUUUGUCCUCUUCAUGUCGGACAACGGAGCAGAAGGAGCCUCGAUAGAGGCAGCGCCGAUUAUGGGCGGUACUAAGACGAUGGCCUACAUAUUCGACAAAUACUACAACAACAGCCUCGAAAAUAUUGGUCGUCCAGAUUCCUUCGUUUGGUAUGGACCACGCUGGGCCUGCGCUUCUACAGCUCCUAGUAGGGGUAUGAAGUCCUGGGUUCUCGAGGGCGGCAUCCGUUGCCCAUGCAUAGUAUCCUACCCUCAAUGGCCCACAAAACUUGGUGCCGUCACGGACUCCUUCACGAGCGUCAUGGAUAUUCUGCCAACAAUCCUACAGCUAGCGGAUGUGCCUCACCCAGGCAAAACCUUUCGUGGACGCGAGGUGGUACCGCCCCGAGGCAAAUCCUGGGUCAAUCACCUGUCAUCUGGUAACGACGCAAGAGUUGGCGUGUAUGAUGAAGAGGUUGAUAUUCACGGCUGGGAGUUUCUAAAUCACAAGGCAAUCAGAAAGGGCAACUGGAAAGCGGUUUGGAUCAGCGCGCCGCGUGGAAAGAAUGAGUGGGAGCUGUAUGACGUUGAGAAGGAUCCGUCUGAGCUGUCAGAUCUCGCUGCUGGGCGGCUAGAUAUCCUGGAAGAGAUGAUCUUUCACUGGGAGCAGUAUUAUUCGGAAACAGGGAUGAUACCGACUCCUAUGUUGGGCCAUCGUCCAUAG
Molecule: messenger RNA, 1659 nt
Organism: Fusarium vanettenii 77-13-4
Lineage: Eukaryota; Fungi; Ascomycota; Sordariomycetes; Hypocreales; Nectriaceae
Exons: 5
Coding region: 1-1659 (552 amino acids)
Molecular function (GO): arylsulfatase activity
Source: RefSeq, a predicted model, not a curated record